CUGCUUCCACUUUGUGUCGUUGAAUUACCAAUUUGUGGCGUUUUUUAGUCCACUGUACAUUCCAGUGGGCACCAUACGCAAUUCUGAGACUGACUGAGGAGAGACAGCAACCGGUGGUUGGUACGCCGAACUCUCGGCGCCAGUUCGAUUCAUCCGUCGGCUGACGGCACUGACAACCUGAGAUAGCUGGAGAGUACUCACGCCGCUUUUUCCUCUGAUUGUCAUCGGCUCUCUUCAGCAGCUCCUUCCUUCUUGUCUUCGAAAUGCGACCGUUACGUGUGGCCGUUGCCCUGUUCUGGGCAAUGGUUGCGGUGGUGGGGUUUUGGGCUUCGCCGGAUAGCCGCUUGACCGUGCGAGGUCCACAGUUUGCAGACGCGGCGACACGGGGAGUUGUGAAAUCUUUGAAACGAGCAAUGAACCAGGGCUGGCGCAAUGGAGCCCACAGCAUUUGCGCGAUCCUCGGCUGUGACUACGAGCAUGUCAAAGCGCAUCUAACGCAUAAGCCCACUUUCUUCCAUUCAUUCAAGGCAGUGUGCGCUCAGUUGGACGAGUUCGAGGAGGAGGUUACACACGCCAAGAUGCGAGAGGAAGACUUGACCCCGAGCCAGAGAGAGUACCGCUGGCUCCUCCUUUCGAAGGGGGCCGCCUUGAUCAACGAUGCUCUGGGAACGCAGUUCGAAGUGCCGGCUUCCUACGUUCCUCACAACGCGAAGAACCGCCACUACAUACCUGGCCAGCGCGGGGAGGGAGACGAGAAGGAGAAGUUGAAGACCCGAAUGAGGGGACUGCAGGUGGUUGUCCCGCUUCCAACCCUCGAGGAGAUUCAAAAGGACGGGAUGGACCGCCUUGCGGCCGUAAGGGAGAAACACAUGGCCCAAAUCAAGGAGCUGGAGGAUGCUCGUCAUCGAAAGUUCUUGCUGCUUCAGGAGGAACACGACCGCCAGACAGACCAGCUGGUUUCUGAACUUAGACUGAAGCACACCGAAGAGAUGGACACAAUUCGUCGCGAGCUGGCUGAGGAGAGGCGCCUCUUCGAGCAGAGCGUGAAGGUGUGGGACGCAGUCAACCGCCUGCUCACUGACGCUCACGUCGGUAUCGAGACGCUGACCGACCGUGUCCACACGAUGAGUCAGCAUGUGUUCAAGUUGAACGUGUUCUAUGAGAAGCUGCACUCGUUCCAACAGACGGCGAAGGAAAAUCCGACUGGCGCUGCGCCGUACUCUGCCCUUUCCUACGCUUUCCAGAGUGAAGCGGCUGUUGACCAGGCGAUGCACCAGAUUGUCGCGAUCUACCAAGAAGCGUCCGCAGGCGUCGCCCGAGUUCAGGAGAUUUUGAAUCAGGCCGAUGGGGUCAUGGCGACGGCUCCGACAAGAGACGACGCCGCGUGGUUUCAGCAACGCCAGCGCGGCUACAAAGACCGGCUGGAGAGCUUCGUCAACCUUCUCUCCGACCUGUCAGUGCGACUGGAGGACUACAUGCAGACCGCUGAGGAGCGAAAACUCGUGACGCUGUUCCUCGGAGACGAGGUCCGCACGCAAAUCUUGGCUCUGCUUCAGGAGCGGACCACUGAGUGGUCGACGCGCCUCGCGACAUUGCGCGAACGCACGCAAGGCAUCGAGACUGCGGCCAACAAGUUCUUCGAGAGCAGCACCCAGCUGGAUCGGACGACAGGCGAGGUUGUGAGUGCAGUUCUGCAGAACCCUGAGGCAUUCCUUGUCCAGGUUUCCACGUACGCGACGGAGUCUGGCACCCUUCGCUCGGCGGCCGGCGUCAUCGAAGAAGACUUGAAGGCCGUGGUCAAGGCGUUGCAAGACUUGGGAAGAGAGAUGACUGGACUGACGGAAGGCGUAGCUUCUGCGCAACUCCCUCCUGCUGUCUUGGACUUCCUCGGACUACCCGGGCUCUUCAAUGCCCUCCAGGUCGACAUGCAAGUGAAGGCGAAGGGCCAGCAACUGUUGCAACUCAUCAAGGGCCGUUUGAGCCAAACUGGCGAGAUAACGCGAAAACUGGAGAUGUUGAAGAGCGAGGUGAAGAACAUCAGGAGCCCCGCGGUGCGUGAACAGGCGGAAUGGGCACUCACCGAGGCGUCGACAAAGCUCCAAGAUGUAUUGCGGACCAAGGCUGAAGUGGAGCUGGAGAUCCAGCAGAUCAAUCUCCAGCUGCAGCAGGUCCAAGGCACCGUUACUCAACUUGACCAGAGAAUCGCUCACGAGCGCGUGGUGGCACAGCGAGCAGCGGCCGGCGGCUCCGCCGCUGCAGGGUUGCGCGGAGGUUCGCUUGCGCUUGGCGGCAGCGCUACCGGUUCUAUGGUGGGACUCGGAGGCUCCGUGAGCGGACUUGGCACAGAUUCUCGAGCUGCUAUCGCGGAUUUGGAGCAGAAGCGACAGAAUGAGAAGGAAAAGAUUCAAGAGCUGCGCCACAAUCUGUCCUCGAAGCAACGUGAAAGCGUCAGCCUAGACAACGAAGCCCGGCGCCUGGAGGUGGAAGUAGCAAACAAACAGCGUGAACUGGCGGAGGAGCAACAGAGAGUACUGCGCGUGGCGACUCUGGCUCAGGCGCUAACAACUGGUGCAUCCCCAAGUAUUGGAAUGUCAAUGGCAAGCAUGCGUGGAGGGCUUGGCUUGACUGGAGGCUUAGCAGGCAGCUCUGCGGCUCUCAUGACACAAGGGAUCAUGGGUUCCAGAGCGGCGGGUCUGUUGGGAGGAAGCACGGCUGGACUUGCGGGAGCAAGCAUGGGUGGACUUGCAGGAGGAAGCAUGGGUGGACUCGGAGGUGCAGGUAUGGGCGGCUAUGGAGGCGGAAGCAUGGGUGGUCUUGGAGGCAGAAGCACGGACGGACAGUUGGGAAGAGGGACACGUUAAGGGACCAGUUGUUUACAUGGACGGGCGUCACAAACAGACAGCUCUUCCGAGCGCGCUGCCUGCGACGCGCUGAGGGAUACAGCGAUAGAUGCUCAGUUGGCAUCGGACAGAAACCCGCAGCUUGUGUAUGGGGCGGAUGGCGUCCGCCUUUACACAUCCGGUUCUCUUCUUAAUGGCUCUGCAUUAGCCCUUACGACAAUUUGAUACUUAGAAGGCGUUACAGGCGGUCCGUGCACUGUCAGAGGCGGAACCGAAACUAGAUUUCUAGAGGCGAAUGCUUUCGUAACCGUUUUGGCCGUGCGUGGAGUAGGCAUGGCUUUAGUCUACGGCCACUGCUGUAUGAUGUGUUCCAGGUGGCAGAAAGGGGACGGGACGGACGAGGGGAAAGUGAUGGAGAACAUUGUGAAUAGAAAUAAUCUGGCGACAGGUGCAUGCUCUCAAGAACUCGCGGCAUUGACGGCAUGGCGAACAACCUGCCGAGUGAUGAUGGCGACGCUCAAUUGACUGUACGGGCGAGGCGCAUGCUGCAGGCUCUCGUCUGUGCAUGGGAAUCGUGUAUGCACACGGCAUUUCAACGCUGAAUGCACAUGCGAAGUUUUUUGUGAAGCUUCUUGUCUGAUGCACAUUUUAUUAAGGAUCUGCAGUGGUGGAAUGCUCAGAUCGAUUUAGAAAUGCUUGUUUAACGCUCAACGGGGGAUGUGCUAGUUUUGGCUCCAUGAGCACCUCUCUUCUGCCCGGAUGAACCCGGAUAAUGUGGUUGUGUAUGCCUGCACAGCACUGCCGCAACUCAAUUUACCAGAACUCGAGCCUUUUGAAUACAAUGAGCUGGUGCG
Messenger RNA from Toxoplasma gondii ME49, 3694 nucleotides. RefSeq lists its product as hypothetical. The transcript is spliced from 2 exons. The coding region runs from base 264 to 2861 and encodes 865 amino acids. The record is from RefSeq and is a predicted model, not a curated record. NCBI's taxonomy places the organism in Eukaryota, Apicomplexa, Conoidasida, Eucoccidiorida, Sarcocystidae.